AUGGCUGCCAUUACCGCCAGUAACCUACCUACACUCGACAUUGCCCAUUCUAAAUCCUCUGCAUCUCCAACAUCUCCAACUGCCCGCUCUUCGCAUACAGACAAUCAACUCACAAACUCCCGCUCUUUCAUCAACAUAACCUCACCCCGAACACAAGUCUCCUCGUUCCCAGUAACACCAAUGUCGGGUAUCGGCGCCAGCUCCAUUCUCGACCCGCCCCCAGGCUCCACCUUUUCAGAUUUCUUGCGCACCUGGAAUGAUGCCCAUGUCGCACGAUGGCUUGCAGAUACAAAGUGCAGUACACAUAUCGGCACCUUCAAAAAUAAUGAUAUUCGUGGUGAUAUCUUAUUAGAGCUAGACCAGGAUACCCUCAAAGAGAUGGGCAUUGCAAGUAUUGGAGACAGGCUCCGCAUCGUGAAUGGUGUCAAGAAUUUGAGGUCCAAAUGUUCACCGCGGAAUACACUUCCUUCCGUAUCUGCCAUCGCCCACACGAGGGCCUUCAUGGGUUCUAUCGACGCCCGCCACCUCGAAUCUCCAAGAGAGCCUCCCAGAACAAAUGGCGCCGAUCACUCACAUUCACGCACAAGCUCACGGGAAGUGUGCGGCUCCAGAGAUCCCUCGCCCUCAUCUCGCACCCACAAGCGUCUCGAUAGCAACAGACCUGCUCCACUCGUGUUAUCUCCCAGUUCAGGACGUCCUGAUCUUCCCCGCAUCAUUCGAGAACCUCAGUCGGGUGACUCCAUACGCAACACUCCCACCAUCCGCCCACUCCCCCAAAUUGGCCCGCCCCCGCAAUCCACCACACCAAACAGCUACACUCCUCGCCCUUUGUUGCCACCCCUUCCUCCCGCACCAAGGGGACAACCACCUCAGCCCCCACGCGGAAACUCACGCACCGUCGUCGGCCCACGUACCCGCGCGCCCAACCAAACAGACGCAACCAACUACGCCAACUCAACCCUCCCACCAGCCCCUACCCCCACCCCCUCCAACAUGCUCACAACCCCAACUCAGUCUAACAGCCGGUCCUUUGGCUUACCCCCAGAUCCCCGAUCAGGCCCAUCCCCAAUCAAACCUUCCAUUCCAUCACCAUCUCCCCUAUCGCGAUCAUCCCAACGUUCCGCCAACGUUGCGCAUAACAGGAAUAUAUCUUUUAAUGGCAUUUCCUCCCCUCUUGCGCCUACGCCCCCCAAUACGAAACUUCCUCCCAGGCCGUCGACGACUGGAACGAGUGCUCAUCCGUAUGCGUCUGUGCAAGCACCUGGAUCCUUGCAGGCCCCCGCUCAGAACGGCAUUGCGCUUUCCCCUAUUGUCGAGUCAUUCCAGGGGCAAGCCUCAAAUUCAUCAUCAGGAUCGUCGUCACCCCCAGCAUUUGCAGUCGGACGUGGUCCGUUUAACCCUCCCGCUCAGAAUACCGCAUUGGAUACCCUCCGUCGUAAAUUGGUUAGAUUUUCCAUGCCAGAAGAACAGCGGUAUUAUACCGUUGAUGUCGCUGAUUGCGCGGGCGGUAUUGAGGUGUUGGAGAAGGUACUCAAGAAAGCCGACAAGGUGGGCUCUUCGCGGAGGAACGACGUCAUGAGCCGCGUCGAGACAGAUGAUGGUGGACUCAGCGUAGACGGAUGGUCCGUAUAUCUCGACUGGGACGAGACCAACGACUCAGGUUUUAUUCCUCUGUCUCUUAUAUUUCUUUCAAAUUCUGACAUCUAUAUCCAAGGGAAACCACUCUCCGAAGCAGAACUACUAGCAGUAUGCCACAGCUCCUCCGAUGACCCAGUCAAAGAACGCGGCCUAACACUCCGCAAAAGCGGACGCACAAAACGUUCUAAAGAUCUCCAGCGAAUAUUCGGAGAAAACCCUCCCCGAAACAUCAGUCCCACUUCUCCCGGCAUCCAACCAAGGCCUUCUGAGUCCGACCAUGAGCUUGAUGCUGACAUAAUCCUAAGUAUCGAUGAUUCACAGGGCCAGAAAGCACGCGCCAUUAAACGGGCAAGUACUAUCAGCGUCCUCAGCGGCCUUGGCGUGCGCGACCCGGAAAAAGCUCUCGAUCCUAAUACAUCGCCUACGCUUGGCCAGCCGAAACACCCGCUCCCAUCUGUAAAUUCCGGCAAGAAGCCUUCAAAGCUGCGCAACUUCUUCGGCCAGCGUCCGCCGAGCGAGCUGAUCACGACACACUUGACGGAAUACUUCCCGUUCACGGACAGGAAAAUGUUGCGAAAUGCGCGGCACAGCAUGAUGCUUCGGGCUUCGAGCGUAAGUGGAGAGAAGAGGCACAGCACGGUAUCCCUCACUCCACCCCUUCCUUCGCGAUUCAGCACGAGCACGCAAGGUUCAGGAUCGGCACAACGCUCGAUGUCACCCUCGCGAACACUGUCUUCUAAAAGGAACUCUACCAUUUCUACUAGUUCGACGAUACCAGACACGCGGUCUCUGGCAGCACCUUCGAUUGGUGAGGACCCUCCACGAGUGUCGAUAUCCACUGAAGACGGACGAUCGGUGAUCUUGACUGGAGAUGACGUUGAGAAGCUCUCUUCUUCGUACGAUUCGAAACCGCAAUUACUCCCUCCUGUGACGUUCCCUUCGAUAUCGCUUUCGGAGUCCAUGGAAGACCUUACUGGUCCUCUCCGCCCGAGGUCGAACUCGAAUGCGUCUAAACGGAUGAGUUUCAUGACUGAGUUGAGGAGCAAGCGUGAUCGGUCGGAUACUGCCAGUUUAUUGACUGUGGAUGAGAUCACUGCUGAGGUGGAGAAUCGGAGACAGAGUAUGGCGGUUGACAUGGGCGUUGAAGGCGCUGAAGACUGGACGAAGGUGGAACCUGAUAUCGAUGAUGUCAUUAGUCUUUCGGAGGGCGAUACCGUGCUCGAGGAGGAGGACGAUGAUGAAGACGAGAGCGAGGAUGUUGAAGAGGAAGACGAAACUGGCCAGGCGAUGAAUUCCAGCGGUGGCAAGUGGAUUAAGGGCGCACUUAUCGGCGCUGGGUCAUUUGGAAAAGUCUAUCUGGGCAUGGAUGCUGUAAACGGUCUUCUGAUGGCGGUGAAGCAAGUGGAGCUACCAAGAGGGUCGGCUCCAAAUGAGGAGCGCAAGAAGAAUAUGCUCAGUGCCCUGGAGCGGGAGAUCGACCUUCUCAAAGAUCUGUCGCACCCAAAUAUCGUCCAAUACCUCUAUUCUUCUGUCGACGAUGAUUUUCUCAACAUCUUUUUGGAAUACGUCCCUGGAGGUUCCGUCACUGCAUUGUUGCGUAGCUACGGCGCCUUCGAGGAACCCCUCGUCAAGAACUUUGUAAGGCAAAUCUUGCAGGGUCUCAACUAUCUCCACGAACGAGACAUCAUACACCGCGAUAUCAAGGGUGCCAACAUUCUCGUUGACAACAAAGGUGGCAUCAAGAUCUCAGACUUUGGCAUCUCGAAGAAAGUUGACGGCAACCUUCUCACAGGAAAAAGAAUGAACCGACCGUCAUUGCAAGGGUCGGUGUUCUGGAUGGCACCGGAGGUAGUGAAACAGACGGCACAUACAUCGGCUGCCGAUAUCUGGAGUGUGGGAUGCUUGGUUGUCGAGAUGUUGACCGGUGAACACCCGUGGGCACAACUUACCCAGAUGCAGGCGAUCUUCAAGAUUGGUCAAUCCGCGAAACCUGCUAUACCAUCAGAUAUUUCUUCAGAGGCUCAGGACUUCCUUACGAAGACGUUUGAUCUCAAUCAUUCAGCUCGUCCAAGCGCUGGUGGGCUGCUUCAGCACUCUUGGCUUGCUGUCAAGAAGCAAACAGGAUUUUCGAGCAAGAACGCGGCGCUCAAGUCUAUUCCAACUAUCGAGAUCUCGGCAUGA
Molecule: messenger RNA, 3819 nt
Organism: Suillus clintonianus
Lineage: Eukaryota; Fungi; Basidiomycota; Agaricomycetes; Boletales; Suillaceae
Product: Pkinase-domain-containing protein
Exons: 5
Coding region: 1-3819 (1272 amino acids)
Biological process (GO): protein phosphorylation
Molecular function (GO): ATP binding; protein kinase activity; protein binding
Source: RefSeq, a predicted model, not a curated record